UUGUCUGUUUUCUUGUAGUGAAUGAAGGCAAUAAGUUCCCUAGGACGGCCUCACCUACUCACCCUAUUCAAAACCCUACUUCUUUGCCUUCUCCCAUUCAAUCAAUCAAUCCUAUCUCUGUUCAACCUAUCCACCAACCUUCGACACCUCUGAACUCACCUGAUCUUCCAAGCAAUUAUGGAGAAUUUUCGAAAGAAUCAGAAAGGGCAAACAUUCCCCCGAAACCCCCUGCAUCUACCAUCAAUGAUCAAUCUCAAUCAACCCCCCCCAAACAUCCACUUCAAUUAUGCCUCGCCAGUUGACCAGAACACUCAAUUCCCCUUACAUAGCCCCAACCAUUUUACCACAGACUCCAACACAAACCCAAACCAAAAUCUUGCAGCCUUCUUCUCUAUGCCGGGUCUCACCGCCGUCUCAAACCCAUCACCUAUUUCCAACCGUACCGACCCCAACACUCUGGCCAGUAUUAGCAUCGAGGACCCUUCAGGAGGAGUGUCUCAAUGUAAUGAAGGAAGGGCUGAAGCUAAUACUAGCACAUCACGUGUUCCCAUCCCAACCAGACUACGGGUCGGAACUCUUUUCGCUCGAAAUUCCAUCAAAAAACCCCCCGAACUUCCCUAUACAAUUCGCAAACGUCCACAUAAAUAUAAUGGAACCGUCAAACCUCCUUGUUGUGCUAAUUCCACAGAAGGAAGUAGUGGGAGCAUCGCUAACUUUCAAUUUUGUUCCAACGGGAAACCUUGUUCCGGAGAUCAAAUUGAAUGCAUCGCCCCUGUCGAUGGAGGAUGUUUGGGCAAUGGAGAAGUUACAUCUAUGGAGGGAUUGGAUGGAUGCCCUUCCACAGAUGAAUGAAAGAGCGAAAAGACUUGGAAUUUUUCCACCCUUCACAAUUCCUUCGGUCGAUAUGAAGAUCAUUUUAUGGAACGUUAGAGGGGCGGCUAGUAAGGAAUUUAUUUCCCAUGCUAGGGAAAUAAUAAACAAUCAUAAUCCUGAUGUGUUUAUUUUACUAGAAACCAAAGCCACCAACCAAUGUGCUGAAUAUACGGUUAAAAAAUUAGGCUUCCAAGAGCAUAGAACUAUUGAAGCAGAGGGACUGAAGGGGGGAAUUCGGGUUAUGUGGAAUUGCCCUGCGUCUCUAGUGGAUUUUGUCACUGAGCCGCCGCAUGUUUUUCAUGCCCUCUUCAAAUUUUCUCCAACUACGGAGGAAACCCUAAUCACAGGAAUUCAUGCACCAACAACAACUGCAGCUAAAAAUAAUUUAUGGAAUGCAAUGAAAGAUAGCAUUCCUCCUUCUACUACGCCUCGACUUGUUAUUGGUGACAUGAAUGAAAUCACUCGCCAAUUAGAGAAAGUGGGAGGGCGACCUAUCACCAAUAGUCAAGGUCAAGUGUAUGCAGAAUGGGUUGAAAGGGAGGGUCUCAUUGACCUAAAUUUCAAUGGUCCGAAGUUUACUUGGAGUAAUGGUCAAGAAGGCUUAAACUUGAUAAGAGAAAGACUUGACAAGGCUUUAGCAAAUGCAAAAUGGAUGGAAGAGCACCCUAAUACUCAGGACAAGGGCAAAAGACAAGGAGAGAUCAAACAAAACAUUCAUUGGGAAAGACCAGCUAGUGGUUCAGCAAAGCUCAACAUUGAUGGUGCAUGGAGAAGCGAAGAAAAUGCAGGGGCAGGAGCUGUUAUUCGUGACUUAUAUGCUGGCUGGAUGGUAAGAGGCUCAUGGAAAUUCAAGGCCAGGAACCCAGAAGAGGCAGAAUUGUUGGCUAUCAAGGGGGGAAUGGAACUAGCAAUAAAGGAAGAGCUUAGAAAGGUCACUGUGGAAACGGACGCCCAAUCACUCAAGAGUACCACCAUUGAACACAUUGAUAAACAGGAGAGGCAUGAACUUGCUGCUAUCUUAAGUGACAUAGGGGAGCUGCUCAAGGGGCCUUGCAAAUUUGAUUUCAAGUAUAUUAGAAGGGAAGCUAACACAGUAGCCCACAGACUAGCGCAACUGGCGUUCGUGAUGGAAGAGGAGAUCAUCUUGCACAAUUCGGUUCCUGCUUUUGUGAAGAAUGCUUAUGAAAUCGAUAUGGUGGAGAGUUGUAUCUGAUUGGUUUGGUCUCAUUUAUUGUGAUUUUCAAAAUUGUAAGGAGAUAACUUGGAACUCCUGUAGUAUUUGGCCUUCUAUGUCGGUUGUAGUUUAUUUUGCUCAAGCUAACUCUUGGACUUGGUAUUUUCU
This is a messenger RNA of Chenopodium quinoa (quinoa), 2215 nucleotides long. RefSeq lists its product as uncharacterized. The coding region runs from base 287 to 2086 and encodes 599 amino acids. Lineage: Eukaryota; Viridiplantae; Streptophyta; Magnoliopsida; Caryophyllales; Amaranthaceae. The record is from RefSeq and is a predicted model, not a curated record. The transcript is spliced from 2 exons. Gene Ontology annotation, molecular function: nucleic acid binding; RNA-DNA hybrid ribonuclease activity.